UCGUCUAAACUCAGUUUCCCACAAUUCUUCUCGGGUUAGGUUUGACGUUUCGCACUGAUCUGUCGUUAACAGACAGAGUUGUUAGCAAACGUUCAGUGUUUGUGUUUGGUAGGAGAAGGAUGGGGGUAUCAGAUUUAAAGUUAGACAGAAAUGCGGGACCUGUGGUGGAUCUUUCUGCCCGGGGUUUGCAGAAGCUUGAGUCCAGUUUCACCUGCUCUGAAGACACUCACACUCUCAUCCUGGACCGCAACCAUAUCAUGAAACUGGACCAUCUGGAAAGGAGCCCAAGCCUUCAGCAGCUCUCAGUUGCAAACAACCGUUUGGUGAGAAUGAUGGGAGUGUCUCGGCUGACGGAGCUACGAGUCCUCAAUCUUCCCAAUAACAGUAUUGGCUACAUCGAGGGGCUGAGAGAUCUCCCUCACCUGACGUGGCUGAACCUGUCUGGUAACAAUAUAAAGGUCAUUGAGCAACUCAACAACUGUGUUUCCCUCAAACACCUGGACCUGUCUGACAACAACAUUUCAGCCCUUGGUGAUAUAAAUAAACUGGUGGCACUGAAGACUCUCCUGCUCCAUGGAAACAACAUAACCACGCUCAGAACUGUUCCCACUCACCUGCCUAAUCACUUGUCCAUUUUCUCAUUGGCAGAAAAUGAGAUUAGAGAUCUCAAUGAAGUGUCAUACCUGGCUUCUCUCCUUGAACUGGAGCAGCUCUCGAUCAUGAGCAAUCCCUGUGUUUUGGCCACUCCUUCUCUGCCAGGAUUUGACUACCGGCCUUACAUUAUGAGUUGGUGCCUAAAUUUAAAGGUCCUUGACGGCUACAUAGUAUCUCAGAAAGAAGGGUUGAAAGCUGAGUGGCUGUACAGUCAAGGAAAGGGGCGUUCAUAUCGACCAGGUCAGCAUGUGCAGCUUGUUCAGUACCUUGCUACUGUUUGCCCUUUGACCUCAUCACCAGCUCUGGAAACCGCAGAAGAUGCUAAGCUGGAGAGGAUCCUGAAUAAGCAGAGGUUUCACCAAAAACAGCUGUUGGAGCAGGCUCAGGCAAUCUGUCCCAGUCCGCCUCGUCCAACUCAUCUCAAUGUAGAGAAGCACAGUCCUUCAGAUGUAACACAAAAAGAAGAAAGCAGAGAAUGUGACACUGCAUCUGGACCGGCUGCAGCUCCAUCAGUCCCAGAGACAGAGCCAGUCGUGCAGUUCAAUACGUGGGUUAGCUGCGAUUCUUCCCACACACCGUUGCCAGUAGUUGGCAGCAGUAGGAUCAGCGAGGAGCAUAUGUGUUUGGAGGAUGUUCAGACCGAUGAAGAAAAACUCCAGGACACACUUCUGUCUUCAGAGUCCACCUUUCUCCCUGUCCAGUCUGAUCUGGAGCCACCAACGCUCCAGUCUGAUAGUGAAGAUGAAACAGAGACAUUUGAACCAGAUUCCUUGGCACCAAAGAGACCGGCUCAGACCAAGAACCACACCACGGGCAAGAAGCACUGCUCUCCACUAAUGGAAAAGCAAGAGAGGAAUGUUGUUGAAGAUGAUGCAACUUCGGGUGCAGCCGGAAUAGUUGCCUCUCCUGGUCCCAGAGAUUCUAUGCAACAAGAUGAACUGGAAAAAUCCACAGAUUUUUAUAAAGCUGAGGUGAAAGAGACAACUAAGCAGGAAGCACAGGCUGGUACAUGUGUCAACAAAUCAGUGGACAUGGAGAGGGCGGCAGUCAAAAUACAGUCCUGGUGGAAGGGACACUACACUCGAUUUGGUCACCCCAUAGCCAGAGAAGUGCGAAGCGAAAUCCGCCAACGCAGGAUGCAAGAACACAUCCUGUUUCUAUAUGAGAAGCUUGAUAGGUAAAGAAAACUGAAAAGCUGCAUAUGGCUGCUUCCUUUUCUGUGGAAAGAGCUCCAGUCCAUGCAGCAGUGGAAGAAGUCUGUGGAGCAGCAGCUGGCUCAUGUUACUCAGUCUGCUGCUCUGGUCCAAGUUUCACCUCCACAACAAUGUAACGCUUCCUACCCUGUCACCUCAAGUACAACAAACCCACACAGUUCAGAAGUCUCCUUCCCAGACUCGGGCUUCCAGUCGACAAGCGGUCAACAGGUGGUGUUGGAGGACAGCUUCCGGAGCAGCGGGACAGAAGACUCCCUGAAGACGGUGCGAACAAUGAGCCCUGUUCGUAGCUGUAUUGUAGACAGUGGUGAUGGUGUAGAGAGUUCAGACUGCAGUCUGCUGGAGCAGUACCUCUCCUCUGUACAGCAGAGGGAUGAGGAGGCCGAGGAGUCGUGCAGUGACAGAACAGAAACACCACAGGUGUCUGCUCCAGUGUCACCUGGUAAAAUAGAGCCACAACAGAAAGAAAACAAAGCACAAGAAACAGAGGAAGACAGUGUUGGCCAUGUUACAAGAUUGAGUCCUUUGUUUAAUGCGUGAAUGUGUUACGGUAAAAACUCACUGUCCACAACAUUGUUACAGUUUAAGACCACGUUUGAAAACACUAUUUUCACUGUUUACUAAAAAUCUAGAAACAUACAAAAACAGUUACUGACAUUCAUGAGAUCACAUCUCUUCUUGCCCAUCAGUAAAAGAAAACAACAAUGCAAUGCCGCAUUGCUGCUUCCAUCCAAGCUUAGUGAUAUAAUUGGCUACUGAUACAUCUUUUAAAAUAAAGCACAGUUAUUUCAAGAAUUCAACUUCUACAGACUCCAAAAUGUGAAGCCUUUCUACUAUAUUGUUGCUAUGUGAUGAUAAUGCCUCUGUGCCUGCACUUACUCUGACACACCCAUAUAGCCGGCCUGUGAUAGGCUCUAAGUGUAAAAGGCUGUUGGUGAAGUAUUGAUAUUUGGAAGACUCUAGUUUUCAUAUGCAUUCAAAGACACAGUCCCGGUGAUUGUAUGUAAGAUGUUUCUAUUCAUAGCAGCGUAAGAGUUUUCAUCUGUUUUCAUCUGAAAGUGUAACAGUAAGGAUGCCAGGGUGUUUAAUGCUGCAACUCAAGUUAUUGCACUUCAGUUUGAACCCAAGUAUAUAAAACAAACAAUAUAGAAUUAUAACAUUUUUGAUGAUCACACACAGUUUGAAACUUCUUUAAACUUACCUUUUGGAUAUCUACUACAUUAAUAUUAAACUAUAAGAGUAUAAAGCAAUAAAUAACAAGAAUUUCACAUGGCAAACAGCUGAUCACAUAUGUUAACUAUGAAUGUAUUAUUUGUUGACCUAAUCUGUCUGAUAAAACAAUUCUUCAUUCCUUGUGUGUAUAUAAGAUGUAUUAACUUAUUGUCUAAUGGCUUUUUUAUGUAUGUGUGCUAUUUUGAAAUAAUUCCAGCUACAGAAAAAAACUCUUAAUGCUAACAGUUAUAUUAUACAUAUUUAAGAUUCCCAUUUUGCUGUGUUCAGUGCUGAAAUAAAGCGUUUUGAUAUAAA
Cynoglossus semilaevis (tongue sole) is the source of this 3395-nucleotide messenger RNA. It is a transcript of the gene cep97, whose product is annotated as centrosomal protein 97. Gene Ontology annotation, cellular component: centrosome. The transcript is spliced from 11 exons. The record is from RefSeq and is a predicted model, not a curated record. Gene Ontology annotation, molecular function: protein binding. NCBI's taxonomy places the organism in Eukaryota, Metazoa, Chordata, Actinopteri, Pleuronectiformes, Cynoglossidae. Gene Ontology annotation, biological process: negative regulation of cilium assembly.